AUGUCGUUGGAGGACCUCGUUGACAUGUAUAACCAAAAGUUGAAUUCUAAUGGUGGUCGAUCAACAAUUGCCACUGAUCCAUCGCAUCAUACUCCUCAAUCAACAUUUACAAUGAAUACGGGAUUUGACUCUAUUGCUGAUACAACAAAUACAAUGAUAAAUAAUAAUAAUUUUGCUUUUACGGAUAGUACAUCAUCAGCAUUAUUAUUUGAAGCGGAUUCAUAUCGUUUUCACCUAAAUGAUCGUGUACUUGCUGGUGAAAUAAUUCGACCACCUACAAAUUAUCCUCCACGUGUUGAACAUAUUAAAUUUCCUGAUACACUUAUAUUUUCAUCGAGUGAUGCAGUUGACGAUUAUGAAAAUAAUGCAGAAUAUACCCAAAGAUAUCCUGACAUUAAACCAAAAUUAACUAUAAUAAAUGCUAAACAAGCACAAAUACCACCUGCUGAUAUUCAUACAAAUCCAGGAGAGCAAGUUCAACGUCUAAUACAACAAGGAGUAUUAAAAGAUUUGCAUGGUUAUAUAAAAUAUCCAUAUAAUUAUAUUGAACCUCCUUGGUAUUUUUCUGAAGUAGAUGAACAACAAGGUUUUGUUAAUCAUAAACCACCUCGAAGUCAUUUAACAGCUCGAGAUCUUGCAUCAAAUUUAACUGAUGACACAUAUCAAAUGCAAUUGCCUCUUGGAGUUCCUCAAAAUAAUGUCUCACAAGAUCGUUAUGAAUUUGUUCCAUUACCUAAAAUGGUUUAUGAAAAUUUUGUUCCAUUAAUUGCAGCACGUCGUAUUGUUUAUCAUCGACAAACAUCUCAACGUGUUGCUGGUGAAGCACCUUAUCAAUAUUUAGAAAAUUCCUUUGCAAUGGCUUCAAAAUUGCCUGAAGUUGAAGAAAUGACAGUUAAAGUUUAA
This is a messenger RNA of Rotaria sp. Silwood2, 903 nucleotides long. The record is from the annotation of a GenBank genome assembly. Lineage: Eukaryota; Metazoa; Rotifera; Eurotatoria; Philodinida; Philodinidae.